Messenger RNA from Ceratina calcarata, 1029 nucleotides. It is a transcript of the gene viaf, whose product is annotated as viral IAP-associated factor. Gene Ontology annotation, cellular component: cytoplasm. Gene Ontology annotation, biological process: protein folding. NCBI's taxonomy places the organism in Eukaryota, Metazoa, Arthropoda, Insecta, Hymenoptera, Apidae. The record is from RefSeq and is a predicted model, not a curated record. The coding region runs from base 165 to 878 and encodes 237 amino acids. The transcript is spliced from 5 exons.
GAGCAAACUCAUUGUAGUAGUAGUAUAGGGAAACGUGAUCAGCUGUCGGUCACAAAUAAAUCAUUGUACAUGCGCUCCGUCACGCGGAAUCGCCAAGUUCGACACUCAACGCAUUCUGUAAAAUUUUGCAUAUAUAAAACUAUUUUUUCUUAAAUACUUUCGACAUGCAAGAUCCAAAUGAGGAUACACAGUGGAAUGACAUUCUUAGGAGUAAAGGGAUUAUACCCGAGAAACCGAAGGAAGUUACAGAAGAUCAGAUAGUGGAUAUUCUCGAGAAUACCAUAAACGAGAAAACUGGGCGAACUACUGACGAUUUUGAGGGAAAAACAUUGGAUGAGUUGGACGAAUUAGAAGAUGAAGAGGAUGAAAAAGUUCUAUUUGAGUAUAGACAGAAGAGAAUAGCAGAAAUGAAAGAAUUAGCUAGCAAAUCUAAGUAUGGUGAAGUUAAAGAAAUAUCUGCUGAGGAUUAUGUUCAAGAAGUGAACAACGCUGGAGAAGAUAUUUGGGUUGUUCUCCAUUUAUACAAAGCUGGCAUCCCACUAUGUACGUUGAUAAACCAGUACUUAGCUACCUUGGCAAGGAAAUUUCCUACAACCAAAUUCUUGAAAAGUAUUUCUACUACUUGUAUCCCAGGAUGGCCAGACAAGAAUCUUCCUACAAUAUUUAUCUACCGUAAUGGAAGUAUGGUGAAACAAAUCAUUGGGGCAAUUGAAUUAAGAGGCAUGAAGCUAACUGAAGCAGAAUUGGAGUGGAUGUUGGGACAAGUGGAAGCAGUACCGACAAAAAUUAUGGAAGAUCCAAAGCCAAAAGUGAAGGACGUAUUGUUUUCUACAUUAAGGCAAGGAACUGAUGAUUUGGCUGACAGCAAUGAUUGGUAAAUUUCCAUACAUUAAGUAUUAACCCAAGUUGGAACGAAAUUACAGCACAAAAUGUGUUUCAUUUAUUUUAUUGCUGUCCACUUAUCAUUUUUUGUUACUCUUAAUUUUUACCAUUGAUAAUAAUACCAAAAUAAAAUAUUUUAUCACGUUA